UUCUGUUUCGAAUCGUCUCUCUGGACAAAGACUUCUACCCACUGGAUGAGAAGUUUCCAUUUGUCUAUGUUCAGGAUCCCCAGAGGAACCGUGUGUACCAGUGGCAAGGAGUGGAACUAGAGACUGGCCUUAUACAGCUCUCCUUCCCCCUCACCUCUGAGCCCAUCCAAGGCUCCUACAAAAUAGUUGUGCAGAAGAGUACCAUGUCCCAUGUGGAGCACUCAUUCAGUGUGGAGGAAUAUGUGCUGCCCAAGUAUGAGGUCCUGGUGAAGCUGCCCAAGAUGAUCACUAUUAAGGACAUGGAGCUUCCAGUGUCCGUCUGCGGUCUUUACACCUAUGAGAAACCUGUUCUUGGUUUGGUGACUGUCCAAGUGUGCCGGAAAUUUUCCCAUUCUGCUUCAAAUUGUUACGGAAAAGAAGCAGAAGCUGUGUGUGAAGAAUUCACUAGACAGGCAGACGCUCAUGGGUGUGUUUCUGGUGUAGUAAGGACCAAGAUAUUUCAGCUCCAGCGCAGGGGAUAUGAGAUGAGCAUUGAGGUACAAGGCAAGAUGACAGAAGAUGGCACAGGAACAGAGAUGACUGGAACAGGCUCCUGUGGAAUCACAUCCCUCAUGAGCAAAAUCAGCUUUGACCUGCUGGACUCUCAGUACAGACCAGGGAUACCACUCUUUGGGAGGGUGAAGCUGGUAGAUGGCACUGAUGCUCCAAUUGCCAAUGAAACCAUCACGAUUUCUGUGGAUGGAGACAGAUACAAAGGGAAUUACACUACAGAUGAGCAAGGUCAAUCUUGGUUUUCCAUAGACACUACUACCUUCACACAAGCCUCCCUGGAAAUCCGAGCUGAUCAUAAAUCUGAACUGAAUUGUUAUGACAGCGACUGGAUCACACCUUCAUAUGAGCCUGCCAUCCGUAGAAUAAGUCGGUUUUACUCCCCCAGUAAGAGCUUCCUCAAAAUUGAGCCGAAGCCUGAGACAUUAGGUUGUGGCUUCCCCACCGAGAUCCAGGUGCACUAUAUCUUCACGCCAGAGGCCAUAGGAGACCAAAAGAAAAUUGUCAUUUACUAUUUGGUGAUGGCCAAGGGAGGCAUUAUAUUAGCAGACACCUAUGAUCUGACUGUGAAUCCUGGAGAUGCUUAUGGGACAUUUCAGUUGACCUUCCCUGUUGAGGCAGCAAUUGCUCCCCUAGCACGGAUGCUUGUGUAUGCCACUUCACCCAGUGGGGAAGUCAUCGCCAGUUCAUCAGAUUUCCAGGUUGAAAGUUGCCUCCCCAAUAAAGUCAGAUUGAGUUUUGUACCCAAGGAAGGUCUUCCUGCCUCCAGCACACGCCUUCAACUCCGUACCUCACCAAGGUCCCUGUGUGCCCUCCGUGCUGUAGACAAGAGCAUUCUCCUCAUGAAGCCUGAAGAUGAGCUCUCUCCCAGCUGUGUGUAUGAUCUUCUCCCACUGAAGGAAAUCCGGGGUUAUAGCUUCAAGGAUUACUACCUGGAAGAAGACAAUGUAAACCCUUGUGUGUCACUUGACAACAUAUUAUUAAAUGGAUUUGUCUACAUACCCAUUUCUCCUGAUGGUGAAGGUGAUGCCUAUGACAUUCUCAAAGAAUUGGGCUUAAAAGUCUUCACUAGCAGCAAGAUCCAUAAGCCUGAAAUCUGCCAGCAUUAUCCAGGACACAUGAUGGAAAGGAGUUACAAAAUUUGCUCUCAGUCACAUUCAGACUAUGAAAUAAUGGAACAGAAUCCUGUGGAGACCAUCCGGAAGUACUUCCCUGAGACAUGGAUCUGGGACAUAGUUUCAGUGAACUCUGAUGGAAAUGCCGAUCUAGAUGUGACCAUCCCUGACACCAUCACUGAGUGGAAAGCCAAUGCAUUCUGCACUUCGGCAGACAAGGGCUUUGGCCUGUCCCCGACAGUGUCCCUCAGAGCCUUCCAGCCCUUCUUUGUAGAGCUCACCAUGCCCUACUCUGUAGUGCGUGGUGAGACCUUCACACUAAAAGCCACUGUUUUCAACUACCUGACUGCCUGCAUCAGGGUCGGUGUGUCUCUGGCUGAAUCUACUCUUUUCCUGGCUAUACCAGCAGAGGAACAGGAAGAAUCCUAUUGCAUCUGCAUGAAUGAAAAGAAGACUGUGGCUUGGGCAGUCACACCAAGAUCUCUAGGGCAGGUGGAGUUCUCGGUGAGCACUGAGGCCCUGCAGAACCAGCAGCCCUGUGGGAACGCCAUUGUGGAGACCCCUGAGAAGGGACGGAAGGACACAGUCAUCAGACAGCUGCUGGUGGAGCUGGAAGGAACUGAGGAGGAAACUACAUACAACUCUGUGCUCUGUGCAUCUGAAAAGUCAUUGUCAGAGCUAGUCUCCCUGGUUCUCCCAGAGACUGUGGUGGAUGGCUCGGCCAGAGCAUAUUUCUCAGUGCUAGGUGACAUCAUGGGCACUGCCAUGCAGAACCUGCACCAGCUCCUCCAGAUGCCAUUUGGCUGUGGGGAGCAGAACAUGGUCCUGUUUGCACCCAACAUCUACGUCCUGGACUAUCUGAACAAGACAGGGCAGCUGAGUGAAGAGGUCAAAUCCAAGGCCAUCGGAUACUUAGUGAGCGGGUAUCAAAGGCAAUUGAACUACAAACACUGGGAUGGUUCUUAUAGCACCUUUGGGCCCCGUUAUGGGCAAGUUGGGAAUACCUGGCUCACGGCCUUUGUCCUCAAGUCCUUUGCCCAGGCCCAGACUCACAUCUUCAUAGAUGAGAAGCACAUCCAGGAUGCUUUGGUCUGGCUGACCCAAAAGCAGAAGGAGAACGGCUGUUUCCGCAGUUCUGGGACACUCCUGAACAAUGCUAUGAAGGGUGGCGUGAAUGACGAAAUCACACUGACAGCCUACAUCACUAUUGCAUUGCUGGAGAUUCCUCUGCCUGUAACC
This is a messenger RNA of Pterocles gutturalis (yellow-throated sandgrouse), 2903 nucleotides long. Its product is annotated as alpha-2-macroglobulin-like. NCBI's taxonomy places the organism in Eukaryota, Metazoa, Chordata, Aves, Pterocliformes, Pteroclidae. The record is from RefSeq and is a predicted model, not a curated record. Gene Ontology annotation, molecular function: endopeptidase inhibitor activity. The annotation marks the transcript as partial. The transcript is spliced from 25 exons.